AUGGUGUCCCGUGGAGCUCGCACGAAUGCUAUAAAACGCCUCCACGAAUGGCUGUCCAUCAGCAAGUUUCUGCCUAUCCAGCGUGUUGAUCCUGCAUGCGCGACAUCCACGCAUCUUCAGAGCUGUGAUCCGGCAACUUGUCAGCCCUUGGUUCAAUUUAAAGAGACCUGCAAUGGAGAUUUGGAUAAAAUCAUCGAAGAGGCCUCGCGUGCACAGAAGGCUUGGUGCAUGCAACCUCCGCUGGAACGUGCAAAAAUUCUGCACAAAUUAGCUGAAUUAAUUCGAUCUGAAUCCGAAUGGCUCGCGGAACUGGAGACGCUGGACACUGGGAAACCACUAUGGGAAUCUUUGAACGAUAUCAACGCGUGCGCUGAUGUGGUGACCAUGUUUGCCGGGUUUCUGCCCACACUCAAUGGAACGCAUUCUCCGGUUCCACCGAAUCCGGCCAGCUUCUACUACACCCGACGUGAGCCAUUCGGUGUUUGUGCCGGGAUCGGAGCCUGGAAUUUCCCAUUUCAGAUGGCCGUGUGGAAGUCUGCACCAGCUGUGGCCGCGGGCAACGCGUUCAUUUUCAAACCAUCUCCUUUGACUCCACUGACAGCUGUUCGCCUCACUGAACUGUACACCAAAGCUGGGUGUCCCAAUUGUCUAUUUUCUGUGGUGCUCGGCGGAUCCAACGUCGGCCAAGCGCUUAUCAACAACCCGAACAUUUCCAAAGUUUCAUUCACGGGUAGCGUCGUCGGUGGUAAAUCGGUGUUAUCCUCCUCGGCGCAUCGCAUCGUUCCAGCUACCAUCGAACUCGGCGGGAACUCUGCCUUGAUUAUAAUGCCCGAUUCCGAUCUCGAUGAAGCAGUCAAGGGGGCGUUGAUGGCCAACUACUUCACUCAGGGGCAGGUGUGUUCCAACGCUAAUCGCGUGUUUGUUCACAAAUCUAUUGCCAAGGCCUUUCAGGAGAAGCUGAUUCCAGCCGUAAGGAAUAUUCGUGUUGGGGACCCUUUUGAUCCUGCCACUUCAAUGGGCGCUUUGAUUUCUCCAGAGCACACAAAGAAAGUCCAGGGCUAUAUUCACAGUGCUAUCUCGGAAGGGGGCAUGGUUCUUAUCGGUGGAACACAACCCACUUUUCCACCGGACUGCGAACUCGAUCCGACGAACUUUCUCACCCCCUGCGUGGUAGCCAACUGUCACGACGAUAUGCUUGCUGUAAAGGAGGAAAUUUUCGGUCCCGUGAUGACGUUGCUCGAGUUCCAAGACGAAGAGGAAGUGAUUCAACGUGCAAACAACAGUCCUUUCGGAUUGGCUGGCGGUGUGUUUACCCGAGAUCUACGCACCGCUCACCGAAUCGCCGCAGAGCUGCAAUGCGGCACCGUCUAUGUGAAUACCUACAACGCCUAUCCGCCCGGUAUCCCGUUCGGUGGCUACAAGCAGUCGGGGUACGGUCGUGAGAACAGUCUCGACACACUGCUCAGUUACACCCAGUUGAAAUCGAUCUACGUUGAAGGGGGUUCACUUCCUAACCCUUUUCCAACCUGAAGUGACGUUGCCACCCAACAAGUGGAGCAGCUUCGUGUCUGCUUAAAGAUAUGGAUGCACCAAUAGAAAGAUGUAUACUGCGUGCGUGCGUGCAUCGAUCCGUCUUCCCUGGUUAUCGAUUGGUGAAUUUGGUUUAUCCACGCACCCUCACGUGACUCGGUCCAAAUUACGCCCAUACGUUAUAUGCCCCUUUUGUGUGCAUGUAUCCAGUGCUUACAUUCCACUUGUACUAAAUGCCAGUUUUACUGUACAACCGUGUCUAUUUAUUUUGCUUAAAUGUACAUUUACGAAGCCUAUUUUGAUUAUCACUUUGCU
Dicrocoelium dendriticum is the source of this 1845-nucleotide messenger RNA. The record is from the annotation of a GenBank genome assembly. NCBI's taxonomy places the organism in Eukaryota, Metazoa, Platyhelminthes, Trematoda, Plagiorchiida, Dicrocoeliidae.